AUGGAAAGAGUGCAUAGAACUCUACCACCUGUCCCUCCUAACAAGACGCAGACUAAGCGAGAGUUAGAUAAAGCAAUCUGCAAGAAAGCAUUCGACAAGAUCACGUUAGAGAUGCCAUUGAGUGAUGCCAUAAGAAGAAGUUCCAGUGUGAACCUCAUGCCGCACUCUGUCGCGAUAUCCCUAGGAUACAACAAGUUCAAACCUACCAAAAUAACUCUGGUUUUGGCCGAUAGAUCCGUUAGAUUACCUGCAGGAGUGCUUGACGACGUGCCGAUAAGGAUUAAUAACUGUCACGUCCCAACGGAUUUCGUUGUGCUGAAAUACAGAAAUGAACCAAAAUAUCCCCUCAUUUUAGGUAGACCGUUUCUAGCUACAGUAGGUGCGAUAAUCGAGGUCAAGGAGGGUAGAAUAAGUCUAAACAUGGGAAACAUUCCGAUGACCUUCGACAUGGAUAAGCUGAUAAAACGACCUUUAACCGAUAAAUAG
Messenger RNA from Brassica oleracea var. oleracea, 486 nucleotides. RefSeq lists its product as uncharacterized. The coding region runs from base 1 to 486 and encodes 161 amino acids. The record is from RefSeq and is a predicted model, not a curated record. The transcript is spliced from 3 exons. Lineage: Eukaryota; Viridiplantae; Streptophyta; Magnoliopsida; Brassicales; Brassicaceae.